Messenger RNA from Diutina rugosa, 528 nucleotides. RefSeq lists its product as uncharacterized. The record is from RefSeq and is a predicted model, not a curated record. The coding region runs from base 1 to 528 and encodes 175 amino acids. The transcript has a single exon. Lineage: Eukaryota; Fungi; Ascomycota; Pichiomycetes; Serinales; Debaryomycetaceae.
AUGCAGCUGUACGUAAAGAAGGAAGACAUGGCGGCGGUGACGGCGUUCUACCUCCUGAUAUACUAUUUCGGUCUCGGGGUGCGGUCGUCGAUCUCAGGGGCGGUGAGGACCCAGGUGAUGGACCGUGAGCUUAUCAAACACAUGGACGACCCUAAGGAAGCGUUGCAGGCGUACCCGUUGCCGUUCAACUACAUCAAAACCCAGCCGUGGGGCGACCCGAUGCGGCAGAAGAUGGUCGACGCCUACGACCACGUCCAGUGGGUGCUCUGUGUCGUCGGUGUGUGCUUGAUGGCGCCGAUGUUCAUCGCUGCCCUCGUGAUCAAGGACCGUUAUCUUCUCAGCAAGGGCGGGUACGAAGAUGAUGACAGCAUUGAGGAUGAGAAGCACAAGCUCGGGCGGCCGAGUAUCCUCGACAAACUUCCUUUCGUCAAGCGGAAGGAGAAGGAGACUCCGGCUCACUUCAAUGAGCCCAUUUCCGACCUGUCGCUCGACCACCAUUUGGACGAGGACGUGUCGCUAGAGAAAUAA